AACAAGCUAAGAAAAGGAUCCUCUCCCAUCAUGCCUCGGGUGUCGUUCGCCCCUCCCUCACUGUGCUUCACCUUCCUCCCUCUGCUGGACCGCCUCCUCCCCUCUCUUCCCCCCACUGUCCGAGAUGUGGACGUGCCCCCUCUGUUUCGGGAGCGCUUCAUCCUGUCUGGUUACCGUCCUGUGGGCCUGUCGUGGCGUUGUUAUGUCCUCAGCCUCUUCCAGAUACACAACGAGACUCUGAAUGUGUGGAGCCACCUGGUGGCUGCUGGGAUCCUGGGUUUUUGGUUGCAGGGUCCUGAAGGUCAGGGGUUUUCUGUGGAUGUUUCCUCGCUGCCUUUGGUCCUCUAUGUUUUUUCUGCCAUCACGUACCUGAGCUGCAGUGCUGCGGCUCACCUGUUGCAGUCCCACUCAGAGCACGCUCAUUAUUCCCUGUUUUUCCUGGACUACGUGGGCGUUGCGGUCUACCAGUACGGCUGCGCUCUGGCUCUGUGCCUGUACAGUUCCGACACUGCCUGGACACAAAGCAUGGUGGGACAGGUCUUCCUCCCAGCCGCUGCCCUCCUUGCCUGGAUAUCCUGCACCACCUGCUGUUAUGCGAAGCUUCGUUUCCGGCGGCCGUACCCGCUCCACAGGAAGCUCUGCCAGGUGCUGCCUAUGGGCGUGGCCUACCUGCUGGACAUCAGCCCCAUCGCACAUCGCCUCGCCACCCAGAGUUGGACAAGCAACUCUGCACUGACACUGCACUUCAUGCAGGUGGCGCUGUUUCUGCUGUCAGCUUUCUUUUUCUCUUGCCCCAUUCCCGAGCGUUUCUCCUCAGGACGCUAUGACAUUGUUGGUCACAGCCACCAGCUCUUCCACAUUCUGCUGUCGUUCUGCACACUGGCCCAGCAGGAGGCGCUGUUCCACGACUUUCUUUGGCGACGCCCGGCACUGGUCAGGGAGUUUGGACAGGAGCACCUCCUGCUGGCCUGCACCUCAUUCCCCUGCCUGACACUCUGCUGCAUGAUGACAGCACUCACCAUGAGGAGGCGAGCUCAAGCUCAGCUUACGAAAGAGCAAAGAUAGAAGAAGAAGAAGAAGAAGAAGAAGAAGAAGAAGGAGGAGAGGGUAGAAGAUGUGACUUCAUGUACACAUGAGGGAUUUACUUUGUAGUUGACGAACAUGAGAGUUUUUUAAAUGUGUGUGUGUGUGUGUGUGUGUGUGUGUGUGCAAGUGUGUGUGUGUGAGCCCCUCAUACCUCAGGGCAGAAGAUCAUCAUCAAGCUCCAGCACUGAUCUUCUGGAUUUUCUGGUUACUGAUAUUAUACGAUGUUUUAUGUUUUACCAGCCCAGUAACACGCAGUCAGACACUGUAAAAAACAAUUCAGAAUAAAAUUGUGUAAAAUCAGCUCACCUUUAAACAUUGAACUGGAACGGACAAAUGGAUUUGAGUUCUCCUGACUUUUUGUCUAUAAUGAUCACAAUAAACUGCCUAUAUGAAAUACAAACCAUAACCCUACAGACGUGUCUAUAAUAACAGCAGGGCAAAGAGGACUGAACACUGUAAAGGUGAGAUAACACGUCAAAUAUUGCAAAAUGAGUGAAACCAAGUUACUAUGGACUGUAUUUAUUUGUAUGAUCACAG
Molecule: messenger RNA, 1623 nt
Organism: Epinephelus lanceolatus (giant grouper)
Lineage: Eukaryota; Metazoa; Chordata; Actinopteri; Perciformes; Serranidae
Source: RefSeq, a predicted model, not a curated record